This is a messenger RNA of Bicyclus anynana (squinting bush brown), 1335 nucleotides long. Its product is annotated as Bardet-Biedl syndrome 4 protein homolog. The record is from RefSeq and is a predicted model, not a curated record. Gene Ontology annotation, cellular component: ciliary basal body. Gene Ontology annotation, molecular function: protein binding. The transcript has 9 exons. Gene Ontology annotation, biological process: cilium assembly; protein localization to cilium. The annotation marks the transcript as partial. NCBI's taxonomy places the organism in Eukaryota, Metazoa, Arthropoda, Insecta, Lepidoptera, Nymphalidae.
GUUUACUCAAUAUUCAAAAUGAGAAAACAUUCGCUUUUUGAAAGUAACAAAAACGACGAUUUGAAACGCGGUUCACAGAACUGGUUGCUUCAUGCACGCUAUGUUCGUGGUGAACACGCAAUGUGUUUGGAGCUGGCAGAAAAGUUGCAGAAAGAAACUAACAAUUCUCACAGAUACGCUCAUUUUAUAAAGGGUGCAGUGUUGGCUGACGCGGGCAGGUUGCAGGAGGCGGUGGAUAAGUUCCACAGCUGCAUACGUUUGCAUCCACAGGAUCCGGAGCCGCUAAAGCAAGUUGCCAAGUGCCUGUAUCGACAAGGCCGUUUUCAAUUAGCACUCGAGGCUUACCUAGAAGCUGAUAAACUGUCGAAGCAUCCAGACCCAGAAAUAUACUGCGCUUUAGCCGAAUGUGCAUGGAGUUUGGGUGACGCAGAGCACGGGAUAGAAUGGGCGCGCGCAGGGGAGAGUGCGGGGGGUGGGGAGAGAGCCGGAGCGCUGCUCGCCAAGCUGCUGCAGAAUGUGGGAGACCUGAGCGGGGCUCUGGCGGCGUAUGACCAUGCUUUGACAACUCACGCUUGCACAGCAGACACCCUGGCAUCAGCGGGUGCGCUGUGUCUCCGCGCUGGGGACCCUCGCAGAGCCUUCCAGCUGCUAGGCGAAGCUCUCUCCCUGCAGCCCAUGCAGCACGCUGCAGCGCUGACACUAGCUGCAAUGCUGCUGCAGCAUAGAGACGUGGACGCUGGACUGGCGCGGCUUAAAGCGGCUUUAAGCGCUCAUCCGACGUGUGUCGCGGCUCACUCUAAUCUCGGACUCGCUUUGUUAACGAAGAAGAAGUUUGUUGCGGCGCUAACAUGUCUGCAGCGCUCAGUAUGGGCGGCUCCACUGAGCGCCCGCGCCGCCCACAACCUGGGCUACGCGCUGCUCAUCUGCAGGAGACCUGCCUCCGCCUUCUGCAGACUGGCUUCUUCUGCUGCACUCAAGCCGCAGCAGCAUUAUACUGUAUUACUCAUAGCGAUCGCCCUUGAGCGUUUAGGAGACAGCAGAGCCGAUGCUGCCUACAAUCGAGCUGCAACUCUGGCACCACAUGACCCUCUGAUCAGACUCAACUUGGCUGGCAGACACGCUAGAGUUGGCAGAUUGGUUGACGCGGUUGAAGAGGCUAGAGUGGUCGCAGAAUUGCUACAGAGAGCACCAGACGCCCAGUUAGCCAGUUCUCUGGCAACGCUAACGGGAUUGCUCCGUGAUGCUGGAGUUGAUUUAUCUCAAACUCCUACAAACUCUGAUGAAGCAAAAACUCAGGGGACUACAGAAUUGGAACCCGACGAAGUUUAAAUAAAU